GCUCUCUCCUCUCUCUUCACGCUUCCUUUCUCGGGGAUCAUAGUUGUAGCACUCAAUUAGGGAAAGUUGCCUUAUACAUCUGCCCUAUACAACUGCCUCUCCCUGUUUCUCCCAUCUUUCGUAACCGCCCGCCCCAUCCCAGCCCUUUUAAGCCAGAAAGUAGCAUACCAUGUCGGACGCAGCUUCCAUCACUCCAGCCCGUAAUAAUGCUGCAGAGCAGCCACGGGAUGGUGAUAGCAUUCAUAGCAAUGAGGCUGAAGAAUACUAUGAAAAACCACCCCAGAAAAAGCGAUUCUACCGUCAAAAGAAAUAUUGGAUUAUUUGCGGUAUCAUCUCUACCAUUGUUACCUUGGUCGUGAUUCUACUCAUUAUUUUUGUGUUCUUCCCAAUGAUUGCACAAUUGAUUAUCAACAAAUCCAAUAUCAGUGUCAACAGUGCUAACAUAGCAUUCACUCCACCCACCGAUGGUACGGAGGUGACAAAGCGUCAAGAACCUGCUCCGUUUAUGGCCAAUGCCAACAACACUUUUUACAUGAAGAUGGAUGCUACGUUGGGAAAUACGGGUCCAUUCCCAGCCGAUUUGGCUUUCACAAGCGCAAUCGUUAUUUCAUACAACAGCACUGAACUUGGCCGUGUACACCUUCCUGGAGCUCAUGUAUCUGGCGGCCAUGGUUCGCUGGUCUCCGAAUCUCUGUUCAAUAUCACUAAUUUGGAUGCCUUUACCGCAUUUACCAAAGAUAUGUUGGCGCUUGACAAAUUCAAAUGGAACUUGAAAGGCUCUGCUACCAUCAAGGCUCUUUCAAGAACGGCCAAUGUCAAUCUGGAUAAGGAUGUUGAAAUUCCUGGUAUGGGUGGAUUCCCACAAGUCAAGAUCACUUCCUUUGCUCUUCCUGGCGAUGAUCCUGCCGGAGGCAUUCAAGUCUCUUUAGGAACAACCUUGACCAAUCCAUCCACAAUUGGUGUCUACCUUGGUACCAUUCAGCUGGCUAUUGGCUAUCAAGGUGUCUAUCUUGGCCCUGUUCAAGCUUCCAAUGUCAAUUUGACCUCGGGUGAUAACAAUAUCACGUUGAACGGCCGCUUGGUACCGCAAACUGAUCCCAAUAAUCUGAACGUUGUGAGCGACUUGUUUACUCGCUAUAUCGCUGGUGAAAUCUCCAAUACAACAGCUUCUGGUGUUGCUGCUGCUCCUGACGGUGUUCAUUCCAUCUCUUGGCUCUCCGAAGGUUUCAAGACUGUCCAGCUUAAUGUUGGAUUAGCUGCUACUGAAAAGCUUCAGCUUAUUCAUGGUGUCAGUCUAGGUGACCUGGAUUUGGUUUUCACCAAUGAAACCGCUUAUAGUCCAAUUUCCACUGCUCCUCAGGUCACUGCUAACUUUAGCAUUCCGUUUGGUUUCUCUCUGAACAUCACUGAAGUUACCCAGAAUAUCACACUUGGUACCAACGCCACAGGUCCUAUUGCACUCCUUUCUUCCGGAUACUCCAAUUCCACUAGUAAUCAGCAGACAGGUGUCCUCAGUUUUGGUCUCAGCAAUGCUCCCCUUCAAGUCUAUCCUGAUAAGCAUGAAGCUUUUAACACUUUCAACUACAACUUGACUGCUUCCAAUCUGUACUCCUUCAAUGUCGCUGGUAAUGCCUCUGUUGUUACCUCCACUCCUAUUGGUGUGGUUAAGUUGACCGGUGUUCCUCUGAACGCCACAACUUCCUUGAAUGGUCUCCAGUUCUUGAACAGCACUCCUACAGUUAUCAACGGUAUUGAUGUCACUGGUGGUACUACAGACUACCUUAUCAUGGCUAUCAAUGUUACCAUGUUCAAUCCUUCCAGUGUUCAAAUCACGGCUGGUGAUGUUAGCCUUCUGAUGCAGUCUCAAGGUACUCAGCUUGGCACCGUCACACUCCCCAAUUUGACCCUUUAUCGUGGUACCAAUAACGUCGUGGCUAUUGCAAACUUCGACCCCAAGUCUACAACUGUUGGACAAAACUUGCUUACCACUUUUGUGGGUGGUCAAGACAACACUGUUGGUAUCGCUGGUGACGCCAAUAGUACCAUGAUUCAGUCUCUGGCUUAUGCUUUUGGCAACGUCAGCUUAUCGUCCAACCUUCCUGGUCUUAAGAGCAAGCUUAUUCAAUCUGCUGGCUUAACUGUUUACACCAACACUGUUCAAACCAAUGUGGCCGGUACCACCGUCACCAUUGCCAACCCCUUCAGUGCUGGUCUCUCCAUCACUCAAGUCAAGGCUGCUGUCACAUACGCUGGAAUGCCCGUGGGUAACAUUGAUGCUGAUAUCAGCAGCAACCCUAUCGUUGUUGGAGGCAAGGCUACUGCCGCUUCCCCUGCUAUUCCUAUCACCAUGAAUUUGGAACCCGCUGCUGUUGCUCUCUUGCUCCGUAUGAAUGCUCAAAGUGCGGGCUUGGAUCUUCAACCUAUUGAUGCUCUGCUUACAAUGGGUGGUUUCAAUAUUCAAGGACAAGAACAGGUCACUGGUUCCGCUUCUACUUUCAAUGGUUUCAAUAUUUCUGACUUCGUUAUCAAGGCUUUUGCCAACUUGCAUGUUGAUCUCCAGCUUUCUUCGGUCAUCAACAUUGGCCAAUACACUGAUACCCUAGCUAUCGUUCAGAACGACAUCCCUACCAAGACAGAUGAUACCAUCACUUACUUGAUCCCUGUAGUUGGUCAACCCAUUGUCCAGGCUAUUAUCAACCAAGCUGCUUUGACCUUCUCAAGUGCCAUCCUUUCCAGCCCUACUGACAGUGGUUUCACCGUUCAACUCAAUGGACAGCUCACUGGAACUGGUCCGUUCGCUGCCACUAUUAUCUUCCCUGUUCCUCUCGAUGUUGCUUGGAACGGUCAACAGAUUGGUAAAGUCACCAUGCCCAAUAUUCAAACUGUCGCUGACGUCGGUGCUACCUUCUCUGUGUCUGCCCAAUUCCAAGUUGUCUCUGAAUCUGCUAUGGCUGACUUCACUGCCUAUUUGUUGCUUGAGAAAUCAUUUGUUUGGGACAUUUCCUCCCCGGAUGUUGCCGUCACUGCUCUUGAUUACACUUUCACUAACCUCAUCAUGACAAAAUCGGUAACUCUCCUUGGCAUGGAUGGCCUCGUGAACGAUGUUAAGAUCAACUCCUUUGACUUGCCUUCAAAUGACCCUGCUGGUGGCAUUCAUCUUGUUUUGGAUACCACCAUUUACAACCCUUCACAAGUUGGUGUCAACCUUCAAGGUCUUGGCUUUGAGGCCUUCUUUGGCUCAGUGGAUCUCGGCCCUGUUGCUGGUACCAAUGUUGUCCUUAACCCUCAAGCUUCCUCAAGUGUUCCAAUGGCAGGUCGUCUUCAAGCUCAAUCUAGUCAAGAUGGUCUUAAUGCUCUUCAAACCUUGUUUGACAACUAUCUUGGUCAUAAGGAAACUCCUCUAUCUGUUAAGGGUUCUUAUGGUUCUGGUCCUUCUGGUCAAGUCAACUGGUUGUCUGAAGCCUUCCAGAAAUUGACCAUUGAUAACAUCAUGUUGCCAGGUGGCCCUGACAAUUUGACUCUUAUUCCUGCUGUGACCAUCAAGCAAUUUACCUUUGAUUUCACCAAGGGCGCCUAUGCUCCUGAUUCUAGCUCCAAUGAUAUCGAAGCUCAGUUCAAGAAUCCCUUUGGUUUCCCAUUGUCGAUCACUGGUCUCCAAGAAUCCAUUGACAUUGGUACUUCCGGACAGGAUAUGGCUACGCUUGCUCCUCCCUACAGUCCCGCCACAACCGAUACGUCAACUGGUAUCAUCAAGACUGGUUUCGAACAUGUUCCUUUCCAAGUUCAUGACGAUGCUCAUGAAGUGUUCAAUCAAUUCGUCAAGGGGCUUACUUUGACUUCUGGUGGUACUAUGGAGCUCAAGGGAAAUAUCUCCAAGUCGGGUGUUUCUACAGCUGCUGGUGACUUCUUCCUCUCUGGAAUUAGCUAUGACGUUCAAAGCGCCAUUCCAGGUUUCAAUGACUUUGGACGUCAAUUUUCUAUCAACUCUGUUGAUGUUACUGGUGCCACUCCUCAGUACAUCAUCAUUAAAUUGACCAUCUCGCUUACCAACCCGUCCUUCAUUACUAUCACCAUUGGUGAUAUCUCAUUUGAUACCUAUUACAAUAACGUCAACAUUGGUCCUACUCUCUUGAACGACGUUACCAUUCCUCCCGGUACUCAACAGUACCAAGCAGAGUUCCAUCUGACACCAAGUGCCGCUUCAGCUACCACCGUGGCCGAGGUCCUUUCUGGCUAUCUGCAAGGACAGGUGUUUGCUCUCACUGUCAAGGGCUCAGACAACUCGACCAGCAUUGAUUCUCUCAAGGAAGGUCUCGCUGGCGUCAGCCUUGCUGGUACCCUCACUGGCAUCAAUUCUAAAUUGAUCACAGGAGGUGUCGUCAAAGACUUGAACAUUAACAGUUUCCCCAAUAUUGGAGCCAAUACUUAUAUCACCAUUCAGAACCCUCUGGAUGUUGGUUUCUCCAUUACUGCAAUCCAGGCACAAAUCUAUUAUCAAGGCACCACUUACUUUGAACUUGCUUCCAUUGAUUGCACCCUUUCGUCGCCAUUCACCAUUCCUGCCAAGGGUACCGCCACCUCUGGUCCUAUUCCUCUCACGUUCGUUGAUCCCAUCGCCCACUUGGGCGACAUUCUCAAGAUUUUAGUCUCCUCUUCUAUUACCGUUGACAUUAAUCAAAACGCUACUGUCGUUGUUGGUGAUGGCUUCAAUGGAGUCUUGGCUUACUCUCAGAAGGGUGUCGUCAUUCAGAACGAGAUCUUGAGCAGCUCGCUCACUGGUCUUUUGAACCUUACUCAAGUUGCAAAUUCAAGUGCUAUCGCUGCCGUUGCAAGUGUUGCCAAGAGUGAUGUUUCUGCUGGUGUUGCUGUAGCUACCUCGGUUGUUGGAGAUGUCACCUCUCUCGUUGGUGGAGUGGCCUCUGCGGUUGUUAGUGAUGCUACUUCCGUGGUGGGCGAUGUUACUUCCGUGGUUGGCGACGUUACUUCCAUCGUUGGCGAUGCCACAUCAGCCGUGGGUGGCGGUGUCAAGUCCCUUAUUGGCGAUGCCACAUCUAUUGUUGGCGACAUCCUUCCUAAACCCACUUCCACCACCACCAAGGCCGCCGACAAUACACCCACUCCCACGCCGGCACCCAAAGUAAACGCAGCAAAACCCAAAACCACCACCACCACCACCACCACCACUUCCAAGCCUUGGCCCUUCAAUAUCUUAUAAGCGCCUACUACUCCUCCAACCUGCCAUUAAAAAAAACCAUGAAACGAGUAGGUUCUUAAUUAUAUUUUUCCUUCUUCUGCGCUUUUGCUUGUUAUCAUUAUUCUCCACAUUUUUGCCU
Molecule: messenger RNA, 5333 nt
Organism: Umbelopsis ramanniana AG
Lineage: Eukaryota; Fungi; Mucoromycota; Umbelopsidomycetes; Umbelopsidales; Umbelopsidaceae
Exons: 3
Coding region: 170-5215 (1681 amino acids)
Cellular component (GO): fungal-type vacuole membrane
Source: RefSeq, a predicted model, not a curated record